AUGCCUAUCAACAUAAUGGAAGACGAUACUGCACCCGUUGUUAUUGACAACGGUUCAGGGAUGUGCAAGGUGGGCUUUGCUGGGGAUGACGCCCCGAGGGCCGUUUUUCCCGCCAUCACAGGAAGACCCAGAUAUGAUAUUGUAAUGGCGCAAAUGGGAGUCAAAGAUUGUUACAUCGGCGACGAGGCACAGAACCACAGAGGUGUGUUGUCUCUGGAUUAUCCUUUGGAGCACGGAAUCGUCACCAACUGGGACGACAUGGAAAAGAUCUGGCACCACACUUUCUACAAAGAGCUGCGGGUGGCACCCGAGAACCACCCGGUGAUACUAACGGAAGCGCCACUCAACCCAAAAAUCAACCGCGAGAGAAUGACCCAGAUCAUGUUUGAGACAUUCAAUGUUCCAGGGUUUUACGUCAGCAUCCAAGCAGUUCUUUCUCUGUAUGGCUCUGGAAAAACUACUGGGAUCGUGUUCGAUUCGGGAGAUGGAGUUUCCCAUAUAGUUCCAAUAUACGAAGGCUACGCGCUUCCCCAUGCCAUAAAGCGAGUUGAUUUAGCGGGUAGAGAUUUGACCAAAUAUUUACAAAGAAUACUUCAUGAACGUGGAUACAACUUCGAUAACUCAGCUGAACAUGAAAUCGUUCGUGACAUCAAAGAGAAUCUGUGUUGUGUGGCUCUGGAUUUUGAACACGAGCUCUUUGCCUCAGCACAAUCAUCCGCCCUAGAAAAAUCGUACGAACUUCCGGACGGACAAGUUAUCACCAUUGGAAACGAACGCUUCCGAGGUCCGGAAGUAUUAUUUCAACCAGCAUUUUCAGGUUGCGAAUGCAGUGGUAUCCAUGAACAAAUCCACAACUCUAUUAUGGGAUGUGACAUCGACACAGGGUUUUACGUCAGCAUCCAAGCAGUUCUUUCUCUCUAUGGCUCUGGAAAAACUACCGGGAUCGUGUUCGAUUCGGGAGAUGGAGUUUCCCAUAUAGUUCCAAUAUACGAAGGCUACGCGCUUCCCCAUGCCAUAAAGCGAGUUGAUUUAGCGGGUAGAGAUUUGACCAAAUAUUUACAAAGAAUACUUCAUGAACGUGGAUACAACUUCGAUAACUCAGCUGAACAUGAAAUCGUUCGUGACAUCAAAGAGAAUCUGUGUUAUGUGGCUCUGGAUUUUGAACACGAGCUCUUUGCCUCAGCACAAUCAUCCGCCCUAGAAAAAUCGUACGAACUUCCGGACGGACAAGUUAUCACUAUUGGAAACGAACGCUUUCGAGGUCCGGAAGUAUUAUUCCAACCAGCAUUUUCAGGUCGCGAAUGCAGUGGUAUCCAUGAACAAAUCCACAACUCUAUUAUGGGAUGUGACAUCGACAUCCGGAGAGACAUGUACAGUAACAUUGUUCUUUCCGGGGGAUCCACCAUGUUUCCGGGUAUAAAAGACAGACUGACUAAGGAGCUAACAGCCAUCUCACCAAGUUCAGCUAAAGUUAAGAUCAACGCUGCGCCUGAGCGGAAGUACUCGGUUUGGAUAGGCGGAUCAAUCUUGGGUUCUCUCUCCACCUUCCAACAAAUGUGGAUCACCAAACAGGAGUACGACGAAUGCGGGCCCGGAAUCGUUCACCGGAAGUGCUUUUGAUUUUACUAUUUCUUUAU
Molecule: messenger RNA, 1637 nt
Organism: Saccostrea cuccullata (small rock oyster)
Lineage: Eukaryota; Metazoa; Mollusca; Bivalvia; Ostreida; Ostreidae
Product: actin-6-like
Exons: 10
Coding region: 1-1620 (539 amino acids)
Source: RefSeq, a predicted model, not a curated record